Molecule: messenger RNA, 1911 nt
Organism: Closterium sp. NIES-65
Lineage: Eukaryota; Viridiplantae; Streptophyta; Zygnematophyceae; Desmidiales; Closteriaceae
Source: the annotation of a GenBank genome assembly
AUGGCGGGAUACAACGAUCCUCCCCCCUUUAGAGACGGAAGCAGCGGACGAUCAGGCAGCACGGAUCCGCACACCGAUCUGUACGCGCUAUUGCACGUCUCACGCGAUGCUUCCGACGAUGAUCUGAAACGCGCGUAUCGGCAGCUCGCGUCCGUCUACCACCCUGACAAGUACCCCUUUCCGCAGAUGCAAGAUGUCGCCAAGGACCACUUUCAGCGCAUCCGAUCCGCGUACGAAGUGCUCUCUGAUCCGGCGAAGAGACAGGUGUACGAUCUGUACGGAAUAGAGGGCGUGGUGUCGGGCAUGGAGCUGGGUCCUCACCUGCGCACGAGGCAGGAGAUUCGAGAGGAGUGGGAGCGGGCGCAGAGGAGGAGGGAGGAGCUCAAGGCGGCCAUGCGCACUCAGCACUCCUCUUCCAUGCUGCUCUCUGUCACUGCUGCCGAUGCUAUUGCCUCAGGAUUCGAGCGUUUCCCUAGAAUCACUGGGUGUCGACUCAGCAUGCAGAUGUCGACUCAGGUGCAGGCGGCGCUAUCAGACAAGGACACGCUCGUGCAGGCAGCGCUGUCAGACAAGGACACGCUCGUGCUUGGAGUUUCCAUGCUCUGCCUUGGUGCCUUGUGCCCCACACCCACCUUCCCCUCCCACCCAGCAUGCAGAUGUCGACUCAGGUGCAGGCAGGCACUAUCAGACAAAGACACGCUCGUGCUGGGGGGCUCCAUGCUGAUGAGGCGCGUGGCGGGGGGAGGGUCGAUGGUGGCGGUGUUCCGCAUGCAGAUGGACGCGUACCAGACAGGGGAACUGGUGGCCGUGGUGGGCAUGCGCACGCAGCUCACCCUCUCCACCGCCAGACAAGUCUCGCUGGCCACAAAGGCGACAGCAGGGGUGGGAGCAGGGUUGUCCUCUGGCGGCCUCACAGCCACUUUCGUGAGAAGGUUCUCGGAGCAUUCAUCAGGGAGAAUACACGGCAGGCUGGGAACCACGGGAGCAGACGUGGAGGUGGGGGGCAGCAGAAAGAUAUCAGACAACAGCUCGCUGGGCUUCUUUGUAACCAUGGGCCUGCAGGGCACUCUAUGGAAGGUCCGGUACUCCCGAGGUGGUCAGAAGGUCACCGUGCCUAUUCUCCUCUCGCCCACUCUACGACCAGCCAUCAGCGUUCCAGCCAUUCUUAUACCCUCUGUCACAUACGCCGUUCUCAAGCAUUGGGUGUUCAGCCAGUGGAAGCAGAUCCGAGAGGCUCGGCAGGACCGGGAGGUUCGGCAGAAGACAGCGAAGCAGGUCUGGGAGUCCAUGGCGGAGGCUCGGCAGCUACAGGAUAUGAUGGCUCCGGUGGUAACCAGACGGGUGAAUGCGUUACAGCAGCGGCCGAACGGCAAUGCUUUAAUCAUUUUAUCAGCAAAAUAUGGGCGUCUAGGAGGAGUGGAGGAGAAGAAAGAAGGGGAGAAUCGGGAUAGUAGCAGGAGUAGUGGUGAUGGUGGUGGUGGUGAUGGUGGUGGUGGUGGAAAGGAAGGGGAGGGGCCAGGUUCAAGAAUAGGGUUGAUGCUGAGAGGACUAAGAGGAUUGUUUAAUAUUGGCCUAGGAGGAAGAGGAGGGGAGGAGGGAGUGGGUGGAAGGGAAGAUUUGGACGAGGAUGAGUGGGAAGAGGGGGAGGGGGAGGGGGGAGCGGACAGAGUGGUGUUGCCUCCUGCAGUGUGGGAUGUGCGCAUUCCUCUGCAGUUCCUGGUGGACGAUGCAAGCAACACGCUGCAGUUGCACGAGGGUGUGAGCAAGAAGGGCAUCAUGGGUUUCUGUGAUCCUGCACCUGGACUGUCCAAGAAGCUAAGAGCACGAUACUCUUACAGGGGGGAGGAGAGGGAGGUUAUUGUGAAUGACCUGGAGGCACUCUCACUGCCUCUACCCUCAAGAGAUCCAUAA